AUGCCCCGGGCUCUGCUCUUCCUCCUCCUCCUCCUCCUCCCGCCCCCGGGCCCCGUGCCCCCGGCUCUGGCUGCGGAUCCCGGUGCCGCGGCGCUGCUGGCGGAGCUGGCGCAGCAGAACCCGGCCCGGCCCUUGCGGGACCGCUCGUUCCCAUGCGGGGCCCUGCUCCCCGCAGCCCUGCCCGGCUUCCCCUCGCUCCCCUCGGGGCCGCGGGCUCUGGUCCGCGCCGCCAUGGCCCUGGCCCUCAGCGGCGCCUCCUGCAGCGCCGAGGCUGAAGCCGAGGUGCGGGGCUUGAUGCGGGAGCUGGGUCCGGCCGCGGCCGCUGCGCUGCUGCGGGGCCUGGCGCGGCUGCGGCGGGACCCGGCUCCCGAAGCCGCGGCUCGGGUCCUGCUCCUCCUGGCCCCCGCAUCCCGGAGCAUCGCGGAGCCGCGGGGCCGCGGGGCCGUGCGGAGGCAGCGCGGGGCUGCCGAUGCCUGCGCCCCGCCGGGGGAGCGGGAGGCCCAUGGGGUGCUGGGGUGGGUGCCGGGGGUCAGCGCCUUCUACAACCUGGGCACCAGCGUCUACUUCGCCUUCCAGGGCUGCGAGGCUCUGGCCUCCAGGCGGGCGCUGGAGGCGGCCGAGGACCUGGGCUACGCCAGCCUGGCCGCGAUCGCCGCUGCCGCCGGCGGCCCCGUGGCGCUGGGGGUGCAGAUGGGGCUGCAGCCGGGGCUCAAGGCGGGGGUGCGGGCGCUCAUCGCUUACUUCACGUCGGAGGGGGAGCCCCCGCCGGUGCCCAGCGCCCACAGCGGCCCCGUGCUCAUGGUGUGAAUAAAGGCCCCUGCU
Neopsephotus bourkii (Bourke's parrot) is the source of this 822-nucleotide messenger RNA. It is a transcript of the gene APOF, whose product is annotated as apolipoprotein F. The coding region runs from base 1 to 807 and encodes 268 amino acids. The transcript has a single exon. Gene Ontology annotation, biological process: cholesterol metabolic process. Lineage: Eukaryota; Metazoa; Chordata; Aves; Psittaciformes; Psittacidae. The record is from RefSeq and is a predicted model, not a curated record.